Esox lucius (northern pike) is the source of this 1818-nucleotide messenger RNA. It is a transcript of the gene barhl2, whose product is annotated as BarH-like homeobox 2. The transcript is spliced from 3 exons. Bases 401 to 1501 code for a protein of 366 amino acids. NCBI's taxonomy places the organism in Eukaryota, Metazoa, Chordata, Actinopteri, Esociformes, Esocidae. Gene Ontology annotation, biological process: regulation of transcription by RNA polymerase II. Gene Ontology annotation, molecular function: RNA polymerase II transcription regulatory region sequence-specific DNA binding; DNA-binding transcription factor activity, RNA polymerase II-specific. Gene Ontology annotation, cellular component: nucleus. The record is from RefSeq and is a predicted model, not a curated record.
AGUAUAGGAAGUCAUUCUAGAGCAACACUAGAACGAUUACAGGCAAAGGGGGAGCGUGAUGUAGAGGAGUUAGCCUUCCGAAUCUUCACACCACAACUUUGAGAGAAAGUUCAAUAUCCAUAACAAAAGGACGUGGACUACACAGACAGACCCACUGGUCUUCAGAUUCACUAUUGAAUGUAACAACAUCUUCUUGGACGUAUAUUUUUUAAAACGUGGAUUCGGUUUUUGUUAAUUUUCAUGACCAUUUCGAUCAUUAUAUUUGUUUGACUUUUAGGAGUACACGUGCCUCUGUGUUCUCUUAUCGUUUUCGUUUAAUUUUGAUUUAUAUGGAGGAUACAACCGCCGUCCUAAUGUGUGUUACGAAGACUUAAAUCACCACUUUCUUCAUUUUCGUACUAUGGAAUCCUCCAGCGGAUCGAAUUUUGGAAUAGACACUAUUUUAUCCAACGCUACUAAUUCUGUUAAUCCCGCGCUAAUGAACGGAGAUUUCCGUCUCGGUGACAGCAGGACAGUGGAUUUCAGCAGAAGCCAGGCCACCCCGUCCCCGUCAUGUUCGGACAUAGAUACGGUGGGAACGGCCCCCUCUUCCCCCAUCUCGGUCACCAUGGAGCACGCAGAGCCGCAUCUGCUCCAAGACAGCAUACCGCACCACCACCACCACCACCACCAUCACAACCAACCAGGGAGUUUGCAGCUAUCACCCCAGCCACAGCAACUGGGGGCUGGGGCCGGUUGUGCCCCCAGGACUGCCACCUCUUCGUUUUUAAUCAAAGACAUUUUAGGCGACAGCAAACCCCUGGCAGCGUGCGCUCCUUACAGCACCACGGUACCGUCACCCCAUCACACCCCUAAACCAGAGAGUGCUAGGGACAGCGGGGACGGCUUCAGGCCCAAGUUGGAACAAGAUGAAAACAGAAGCAAGUUGGACAAAAGAGACGAUAUGGAAAUGAAAUGCAACGGAACAAAAGAAGAGAAUGAACGGGAAAUUUCGAGUAGCAGAGAGAGUCCUCAAUCUCGGUCAAAAAAACCUCGCAAAGCACGGACGGCCUUUUCUGACCACCAACUCAACCAGCUCGAGCGAAGCUUCGAGCGCCAAAAAUACCUCAGCGUACAGGAUCGCAUGGACCUCGCCGCAGCCCUCAACCUGACCGACACACAGGUGAAAACCUGGUACCAAAACCGACGGACGAAGUGGAAAAGACAGACAGCGGUCGGGUUGGAGCUACUGGCUGAAGCCGGAAAUUAUUCCGCAUUACAAAGAAUGUUCCCGUCGCCCUAUUUCUACCAUCCGAGUUUGUUGGGCACCAUGGAUAGCACGACAGCAGCCGCUGCAGCCGCUGCAAUGUACAGCAGCAUGUACCGGACUCCGCAACAACCACAUCCCGGUCUCCAGAGACCCCUUGUCCCAAGGGUACUCAUCCAUGGCCUUGGGCCGGGGGGGCAACCGGCAUUAAACCCGUUGGGUAACCCCAUGCCCGGCACGCAGCAUCAGCGGUAGAGAUUUAACCACAUGUGAUGUGAGUACUGCGCUGAACGAACGAUGAAAAGUACUGAAAAAGACACUAUAUAAAAGACAAUUUUACAGAAGAAGUAAACGGAGGUACUAUUUAAUUUGACUGCGAGACAGUUCUGUCGUAACCACGAACUGUAUCCUAUGUCUGCAGGAUCAAGUCGAGGCCAUGACAGAAAAAGGACUGUUCAUAUGUCUGAUUGUUUGUUUGUUUUUUUGUACAAAUACACUUAUACUAGCAAAUAAACUUAAGAAGUUUAUUAAAUGGAGAGAAAGGGUUGAAUAAAGAUUGAAUGAUACUAAAA